Molecule: messenger RNA, 1551 nt
Organism: Suhomyces tanzawaensis NRRL Y-17324
Lineage: Eukaryota; Fungi; Ascomycota; Pichiomycetes; Serinales; Debaryomycetaceae
Gene: SSC1
Product: Hsp70 family ATPase
Exons: 2
Coding region: 1-1551 (516 amino acids)
Biological process (GO): cellular response to unfolded protein; protein refolding
Cellular component (GO): mitochondrion; cytoplasm
Molecular function (GO): ATP binding; ATP hydrolysis activity; misfolded protein binding
Source: RefSeq, a predicted model, not a curated record
AUGAAGGAAACCGCUGAAGCCAACUUGGGUAAGCCAGUCAAGAACGCCGUUGUCACCUGUCCAGCUUACUUCAACGAUGCCCAAAGACAAGCUACCAAGGAUGCUGGUAAGAUUGUCGGUUUGAACGUCUUGAGAGUUGUCAACGAACCAACUGCUGCUGCUUUGGCCUACGGUUUGGAAAAGAACGAUGGUGAAGUUGUCGCCGUCUUCGAUUUGGGUGGUGGUACUUUCGAUAUCUCCAUCUUGGACAUUGGUGCUGGUGUUUUCGAAGUUAAGUCCACUAACGGUGACACUCACUUGGGUGGUGAAGAUUUCGAUAUCGCUGUUGUCAGAAACAUCGUUGAAACCUUCAAGAAGGAAUCCGGUAUUGACUUGGAAAAGGACAGAAUGGCCAUCCAACGUAUCAGAGAAGCUGCUGAAAAGGCCAAGAUUGAAUUGUCUUCCACCGUUUCUACUGAAAUUAACUUGCCAUUUAUCACUGCCGAUGCUUCCGGUCCAAAGCACAUCAACCAAAAGAUCUCUAGAUCUCAAUUCGAAAGUUUGGUUGAACCAUUGGUCAAGAGAACUGUUGACCCAUGUAAGAAGGCCUUGAAGGAUGCUGGUUUGUCUACUUCUGACAUUUCCGAAGUCAUCUUGGUUGGUGGUAUGUCUAGAAUGCCAAAGGUUAUUGAGACCGUCAAGUCCAUCUUCGGUAAGGAACCAUCCAAGGCUGUCAACCCAGAUGAAGCUGUCGCUAUGGGUGCCGCUAUUCAAGGUGGUAUCUUGGCUGGUGAAGUCACUGACGUUGUCUUGUUGGAUGUUACCCCAUUGUCCUUGGGUAUUGAAACCAUGGGUGGUGUUUUCGCUAGAUUGAUCUCUAGAAACACUACUAUUCCAGCCAAGAAGUCUCAAAUUUUCUCCACUGCUUCUGCUGGUCAAACCUCUGUUGAAAUCAGAGUCUUCCAAGGUGAAAGAGAAUUAACCAGAGACAACAAGUUGAUUGGUAACUUCACUUUGUCUGGUAUUCCACCAGCUCCAAAGGGUGUCCCACAAAUUGAAGUCACCUUCGACAUUGACACUGAUGGUAUCAUCAAGGUCUCUGCUCGUGACAAGGCUUCUAACAAGGAUGCUUCCAUCACCGUUGCUGGUUCUUCCGGUUUGUCUGAUGCUGAAAUCGAACAAAUGGUCAACGAUGCUGAAAAGUUCGCUGAAUCUGAUAAGGCUAGAAGAGAAGCCAUUGAAAACGCCAACAGAGCUGACCAAUUGUGUAACGACACUGAAAACUCGUUGAACGAAUUCAAGGACAAGUUGGAAACCGCCGAUGCUGACAAGGUCAGAGAACAAGUUGCCUCUUUGAGAGAAAUCGUUACCAAGGCUCAAGCCGGUGAAGAAGUUGACGCUGCUGAAUUGAAGACCAAGACUGAAGAAUUGCAAAACGAAUCCUUGAAGGUCUUCGAAAAGUUGUACAAGAACAACGAAAACAACAACGAAACUCCAAGUUAUCCAGGUUUCUUGAGUCAGGGGCAAAGUCAACUGGGAUGCAAUCAAAAUUGGAGAACUUGCUUAGAAUAG